AGUAACUUUUGACAGCUGGUCGCCGCACAGUAAAGUCUACAGAGCACUGACUAGAUCAACGUCAGAGCAGGUCUGAAAAGACAGCAGGAUGUCUACCCGACCGAAGAUCGUCUCGGACGAGAUUCAGUCAGUGUCACUGCAUAACGCUAUACCGAUACAGUAUCGAUUGUACGGGCUGCCAUUCCUUGCACUGUAUCCACUCCUCGCCUACGCCUACUAUGUCAGAUAUGAUGAUUGGGUGAAAUCUGUCGAAUGGUCAUUCAUCUACUGCGUGGCGCUUGGUGCUGGACAUGCACUGAGUUUCCUCACUACCGCCUGGAGCAGUGGAGUCAACUCAGUCAUCAGCUAUACAAAAGCAUCUUCCCUCGACAAGGCCAAGAAAGUCCGAGUGGUUCCCAAGAAAGGAAAAGGAAAAGGGGAGAUUGUAUCUUUGGACAAGCAACAAGUGCCCCGGUCAAAGACUCCAGCCUAUUCAUUUACGUAUCAACGGGACACUUAUGUUUGGAACACCUCUACAUCGGCCUUCACGCGUAUACCUUAUCCUUGCGAUGCUUCUCCCGAGUUAUCCACCUUUCAAUCCUCCCACGGAAUCAUCACUCACCCGUCGGCGACAUCCAACGAGCCUUCUCUCGAAGCUCUUCACGCCACCUAUGGCAAGAACGAAUGUCACAUCCCCAUCCCGAAGUUCACCGAGUUGUUUGUCGAACACGCCGUGGCUCCAUUCUUCGUCUUCCAGAUGUUCUGUGUUGCUCUGUGGUGCCUGGAUGAAUACUGGUAUUAUUCACUGUUUACGGCUUUCAUGUUGGUCGUCUUUGAAUGUACCGUGGUUUUCCAGCGAGUCAAGACGUUGACCGAGUUCCGCACUAUGAGCAUCACACCUUACAAUGUCUAUGCUUUCAGGGAUGGCAAGUGGAUCGAAAUCAUCUCUUCGGAGCUUGUACCAGGAGACUUAGUAUCCAUCGUCCGCACCAAGCCUGACUCUGGCAUUCCAUGUGACCUGUUGCUCCUGAAGGGCACUUGUAUCGUGAAUGAAGCCAUGUUGUCUGGUGAAUCUACGCCUUUGUUGAAGGAGAGUGUCGAACUCCGGGAGGGUUCAGACAAGCUGGAUAUGAAUGGUGCAGACAGGAACAGCGUCUUGUUCUCCGGUACCAAGGCCCUUCAGGUCGAGGCCGCGACAGAGGGAGACAUCAAGACUCCUGAUGGUGGCUGUUUAGCUGUUGUCCUCCGAACCGGAUUCGGCACCACCCAAGGUCAACUAGUUCGGACUAUGAUCUUUUCUCAGGAGCGGGUAUCUGCAAACACCUUUGAAGCCUUCUUAUUCAUUGGUUUCCUGCUCAUCUUCGCCAUUGCUGCCAGUGCUUACGUCUGGAUCAAGGGUGAGUCAGCUACUGGUUUCCCUCUCUAUUCAGCUGAUACAUGUCCAGGACUCGAACGAGGCAUGGCCAAGGGCAAGCUCUUGUUGGACUGCGUGCUUAUCAUCACCUCCGUCGUCCCGCCGGAAUUGCCCAUGGAGCUUUCUCUUGCCGUCAACGCCUCGCUGGUCGCAUUGCAAAAGUUUGCGAUCUUCUGCACGGAGCCAUUCCGUAUUCCAUAUGCUGGCAAUGUCGACGUAUGUUGCUUUGACAAGACUGGAACUAUCACAGGAGAGGAUCUCGUCGUGGAGGGCGUUGCGGGCAUGAGCUCAUCUGACCCCAAGAAGCUUGUUCCAGUCACUGAGACCAGUCGAGACACUACCUUCACUCUUGCAUCCGCUCACGCUUUGGUUUUCCUGGAAGACGGCACAAUUGUUGGUGAUCCGAUGGAGAAGACGACCUUGGCGGCCCUAGAUUGGAAAUUGUCCAAAGGUGAUCAAAUCACACCUAACUCCAAGGAGAGCCAGCACAAGGCUCAAAUCCACGUCCGCCGACGAUAUCAAUUCUCCUCAGCCCUCAAGCGCAUGUCAACCAUCUCUGGCGUCACCACGUCGAACGGUAGGACCUGGAUCGCGAGCGUCAAGGGAGCUCCUGAAACGCUCAAGGCAAUGUACAACUCUGUUCCUAGUCAUUACGACGAGACUUAUCGAUACUAUACCCGACGCGGAAGCCGAGUUUUGGCCCUGGGAACGAAGAGCAUGAAGAUCUCUAAUGACCAGAUCAAUCACGUGUCUCGUGACGAAGUUGAAUGCAACCUUGACUUUGCCGGAUUCCUUGUUUUCCACACGCCGCUGAAGCCGGACGCCGUCGAGACACUCAAGAUGUUGGCCGACUCUUCCCACCGAUGCAUCAUGAUCACUGGAGAUAACCCUUUGACCGCCGUCCACGUAGCAAAAGAUGUCGAGAUUGUUGACCGGGAGGCUAUGAUCCUCGACUUGAAGGAAGGUACCACGACAGAUGAGCUCGUCUGGAAGAAUGUCGACGAGACGGUUGUGAUCCCUGUGGAUCCGUCCAAACCAUUCGACCAGAAAUUGUUCAAGGAGUACGACAUCUGCAUUACUGGAGCUGCUCUGAAGCAAUAUGAGACCCGACCUACCGUCCUGGACCUCGUCAAGCACACUUGGGUCUAUGCUCGAGUUUCACCUUCUCAGAAGGAAUUCAUUCUCCACACUCUGAAAGAUCUUGGAUUCACGACGUUGAUGGCUGGAGACGGUACGAACGAUGUUGGAGCUCUCAAAGCUGCUCAUAUCGGGGUGGCUCUGCUUGAUGGAACGCAAGAGGAUCUGAAGGCUAUCGCCGAGCAUCAGAAGCUGGAACGAAUGAAGAAAGUUUACGAGCAGCAGUGCAAAAUCUCAGCGAGAUUCAACCAGCCUCCGCCUCCUCCUCCUCCAGCACUCCGAGAGGCUUUCCCUGAUUUGGUCAAGACUCAAGAAGCUAUCAAAGCUGAUCAUGCAAAGGCGAAAAAGGCCAACCCUAUGGAGAAGUUCGAUCUCGCCGGUCUAACCGCCAAGCUUUCCGAAAUGGACGAUGAUCAAGAGGUACCCCAGAUCAAGCUGGGAGAUGCGUCUUGCGCCGCUCCAUUCACCUCAAAAUUGUCAAAUGUCUCUGCUAUCACCAAUAUUAUCCGUCAGGGACGAUGCACGCUCGUCGCUACUAUCCAAAUGUACAAGAUCUUGGCACUCAACUGUCUCAUCACGGCAUAUUCGCUCUCUGUUCAAUAUCUUGAUGGAAUCAAGUUUGGCGACUAUCAAGUCACCAUCUCGGGCAUGUUGAUGUCUGUUUGUUUCCUCUGUAUCUCGCGUGCCAAGCCCGUGGACAAGCUGAGCAGGGAACGACCUCUGGGCAACAUUUUCAAUCUCUACGUACUUUUGAGCGUUUUGCUGCAGUUUUCCAUUCACAUUGCGACUCUCGUGUAUAUCACCGAUCUGUCCAAAUCCGUCGAAGAUCUGGGCCAAGGAAGGGAUCUCGAAAAGAAGUUUGAGCCCAGUCUACUCAACACCUCUAUCUAUCUUCUUGGUCUAUCUCAACAGGUCUCAACAUUUGUCCUCAACUUCCAGGGUCGACCGUUCCGAGAGGGUAUCCGCGAAAACCCACCUCUCUACUGGGGAUUGCUCGGUGUCAGUGCAGUUGCCUACGCAGGGGCCACCAAUUUCGUACCUGAAUUCAGCAGCUGGCUUCAGUUGGUCGAAAUGUCCACCUCGUUCCGAACGAAAUUGACAAUCUCCAUGGUUGUCGACUUUGCCGGCUGCUUCAUCAUGGAAAAAGGAUGCAAAUAUCUCUUUGCGAGCCUCGAGCCUGUCGAGUUUGUCACCCGUGGAAGAAAACGACGUGAAGCUCGUCGGGCUCUGGAAGAGUCGGCAAAGGCACAGAACGGCGGUGCGAUGCCUGAGCUAUCUGACGUUCUGAAGAAGAACCAGUAAGAUAGCGUGCUAGAGUCGGGCCUGUGCUAGAUUUCCAUCUUUUUUGCGUCAUGCAUGUCUUUUUCCACUUUUGA
This is a messenger RNA of Kockovaella imperatae, 3906 nucleotides long. RefSeq lists its product as hypothetical. Bases 89 to 3832 code for a protein of 1247 amino acids. The transcript is spliced from 19 exons. Gene Ontology annotation, cellular component: endoplasmic reticulum membrane. The record is from RefSeq and is a predicted model, not a curated record. Lineage: Eukaryota; Fungi; Basidiomycota; Tremellomycetes; Tremellales; Cuniculitremaceae. Gene Ontology annotation, molecular function: P-type ion transporter activity; nucleotide binding. Gene Ontology annotation, biological process: intracellular calcium ion homeostasis.